AGCGGUCUGUUCAUACCGGUCUUUAACCACCUCCUGCCCGCCAUUGAUCAUCAGGGCACUGAUGAUCAGUGUGCCCUGAUGAUCUGUGUAGUCCCAGCAGUGCCACCUGUCAGUGUCCAUCAGUGCCAGCUGUCAGUGCUCAUCCAUGCCACCUGCCUGCCACAUCAGUGCCACAUCAAUGCCACAUUUCAGUACCUACCAGUGCACAUCAAUGCCACAUAUCAGUGCCCAUCUGAGCUGCCUUUCAGUGUCACCCAUCAGUGCCAGUCAGUGCCACCUAGUUAAUGCCACCUAUCAGUGCCAGUCAGUGCCACCUAACAGUGCAACCUAUCAGUGCCAUAUAUGAGUGCUGCCUUUCAGUGCCCAUCAGUGAUGCCUGUCAAUGCCCAUCAGUGCCCUAUCAGUGCCACCUAUCAGUG
Staurois parvus is the source of this 419-nucleotide messenger RNA. The record is from the annotation of a GenBank genome assembly. NCBI's taxonomy places the organism in Eukaryota, Metazoa, Chordata, Amphibia, Anura, Ranidae.